GCAAUGGAUGGAGCUCAUUCCUAUCAACUGCACGGAGUGAGGGGACGUUAAUGGAAACUGUGCCAUAUACAAAUAAGGAAGUUUGUGUUUGGAGCCGAUGUGCCCGCAAACCAUCCUGAAAAUCAAGUUUUAACAUCCAGGAAGAAAAUGAGGAGGGACGCCAGUCGAGUGAAGCUCAUUACAAGAGUCUGCCAUGUGAAGUGGCACUUUAUUGUCCCGCUCAUCACCGGAGGCCCUGGAAAUGAUUUGCAGGAGGACUGACACAAGGACAAGCACGGACUCACAGACAAGGAUGAGAGGGCUCGCUAUUGGAGGCUGUAGUUGGCCGCAGAUGAGUUGCUCUCAUCGCGACGAUGAAGAGGACUAUUAUGGGUCAGACCCACGUCCACGCAGUUUGGCAUUUGAGGAUAAAGAUGAAGGAAAACCUCAGGGAGGAGGCCUGGAUGCAGUUUCUCUUCCAAGUCUCUCAGAAAGUGGGAUGCGAACGCCACAGUGCCGGAUCUGCUUUCAGGGGCCUGAGAAGGGGGAGAUGUUGAGCCCUUGCCGCUGUAAUGGCUCUGUCCGCUGCACUCACCAGUCCUGCCUCAUUCGCUGGAUCAGCGAGAGGGGCUCCUGGAGCUGCGAGCUGUGCCAUUUCAAGUACCAGGUCCUAGCCAUCAGCACCAAAAACCCACUACAGUGGCAGGCCAUCUCUCUGACUGUGAUAGAGAAAGUGCAGAUCGCAGCCAUCAUCCUGGGCUCUUUAUUCCUCAUUGCAAGUAUUUCCUGGUUGGUGUGGUCAUCUCUCAGCCCCUCAGCUAAAUGGCAGCGGCAGGACCUUCUGUUCCAGAUAUGCUAUGGCAUGUAUGGCUUCAUGGACAUAGUUUGUAUUGGCCUUAUAAUCCACGAAGGAUCAUCUGUUUACCGGAUCUUUAAGCGCUGGCAGGCAGUGAACCAGAAGUGGAAAGUGCUGAAUUAUGAAAAAGCCAAGGAUUUAGGUGACCCCAUCAGUUCCAGUAGUAAAGCCGGUGAUCGAGUCGAGAGGAAUUCUGCAAAUGUGACAAACAGCAGCCAGAGUACAAGUCGGCACGUCAGGACUAUUCUCCAACACCACUGUGGCUACACGAUUUUGCACAUCCUGAGCCAGCUAAGGCCCACACACCUGCACAGAACCAACCAAGAGGUGGUCAUGAGAGUGACCACUGUGUGAGUUAUACUGAAAAAACUGCUACGGCCUCCGGAGAGGACAUAAAAGUGUUGACUGAGGAUUAAUACCAACACAUCCUACCGUACCACAUAAACACUGCCUGGAACUAGGCUCAUUCUUUGUUCUCAGGGUCUCCCUGAGCCAUGAAGACUAAAAACAUGAAAGGCUUCAGAGAUUUGUUAAAGGGAGAUCAUUGCUUUAAAGUAACCAUAUCUUUAAAGGUAAAGACUGUUGAAUAAGAAAAAGAAAAAAAAACAUUUUUUGGGGAAAAAAGCUUCGAUUCUUAAAGCUUUUAACCAUUUUUACAACCAUGACCACUGUUUCAAAAUGUAACGGAACAAGUUUUUAUGUUGUUUUAUAUUUUUGAAAAAAGUAGUAAUGUUGAUGUUAUAUGAUAGUUGGGAGCUGAAAAUGAUUGUGACCCUUACCCCCACCCAUACCUUUUCCCUUACACUAAGCAGUAUUUGGACAAAGCUUUGUUUCCUGUACGUAGGGACAUCUGGUCCCUGCCGGGUCAGGGACUGUACCAUAAAAGGUCUCACUGGGCACACAAAAACAUGAUAUCUCUCAGGUUUUUUUUAUGACCUGAUCAAAAUGAGGUAUUUUAACUGUAAGAAGUUCUGAAAGAUCAAAUAUUUAAAAGCCCAAUAAAAAGUUGGAACAUGACUUUAUUUGCUUGAACUCAAUUAAAACGAUGUGUAUAGAUGCUUAUGUUGUAAUUAAGAGAACAAAAUGAUAUAAGUUGAACAUGGUUGUCUCAUUUAAAGCAAAUACAUUUGGCCACCUCAAAAAUCCCAAAAACCCACGAGGAAUGCUCUAGUUGUGCACAGUAUAACUCAAUUCACAGCAUUGUUCUGUGUUGACAAAAAUCUCUUGUGUGCAAGGAUGAAAUGGAAUUAUCAGUUUUCAAAAAGUGGAAUCAGCAAAGGGUUGCAGUUGGCUGAGUAAACUCAAACAAGACUAAACAUGUACAUUACAUUAAAAAAAUACACAAAUAAAUGUAUUUUUGUGUUUUUGUCUUUGAAGGUACACUUGUGAAAACUAAUAAAGUGGUGACUUUAGGUAAGUGUAAAUGAUAUAGACCAGGGAUAUUCAAUUGGCGGCCCGCGGGCCACAUGCGGCCCGCCAGGAGCUUUUAUGUGGCCCCUGGUCAUAUUUCAAAAAAGGGGGUGUUUGUUGAA
Messenger RNA from Cololabis saira (Pacific saury), 2367 nucleotides. Its product is annotated as E3 ubiquitin-protein ligase MARCHF9-like. Gene Ontology annotation, biological process: protein ubiquitination. The transcript has 5 exons. The record is from RefSeq and is a predicted model, not a curated record. Gene Ontology annotation, molecular function: zinc ion binding; ubiquitin-protein transferase activity. NCBI's taxonomy places the organism in Eukaryota, Metazoa, Chordata, Actinopteri, Beloniformes, Belonidae. Bases 242 to 1189 code for a protein of 315 amino acids.